GUUUUUUAUUUUAUGUUUUAUUGAAGAGAAAUUAAAAGGUAACUUUAGAAACCUCUAGAAAGAAGUCGACAAUUGUGGUUGAGGACAGUUUUAAAAGAAAUGUAGUGAAACAGACCGUGCUGGGAACUAAAAAACAAGUCGCAGAUGCUUUAUGGAAAGAUGCUGAUAUGCAGACCACUUUAUCCAAGAAAGUAAUUGACAAAGUGGAGAAAGAAGUUGUGGAUCUUUGUGCAACCUCCAAACCAAGUAUUCUUAGGACUACAGAUCCCCUUGCACUUGUCUCUGUCACCCCAUCUGCUGUUUGCAAAGAACUACAAGAGCGUGCUCCCACAUUUUAUACUAUGCUUGAGACCAUUACAGGUUCCCAAAAGAGCAAAACUUCAAAGGAUAAUUUGCUAACAAUCACAUCUGGUGCAGCUGUCAUCCUUAAAGGGAGAAAUAUGCACAUGAGUGCAUGGGCAGCAAAGAACUCCCUCACAUUAGAACAUGGUGGAUGCUCAACAAUGGCAAUGAAAAGGCUUGCUAAACAGAAUGUGACAGUUGAUCCUAAUACAACACGUGCCAGAAAGAAGGUUUUAGCAAAGGAUCACGAUAAAGUAAUAUUGGAGCAAAAAGAAACUUUGGAAAAAGACAUUGUAAAGGAGAUGGUUGUGAAUGAGCUGUUGACUGUAGACGGUCUCACAAUGGAGCAUUUACAAUCCAGUAGACAAGGAACAGUUACAGAAACUGAGGGAAGUGUUGAACAAACUACACAUGUGCCACUUCAGAUUCAGAGCAGAGGGUUAGAUACAGACUUCCUUCCAAGUCUAGCAUGGUCUUUUUAUGUGCCAGAAAAUGAAGAUAAAGAUCAGGAUGAAGAUACCAGAAUCUUUGAGAGGCUAAAGGACUUUGAAAAAGACUAUGCAGGACAUUUUGGCCUGGUAGUAGAUGAAGUAAUUAGUCAUUCCCAGACAUUAGAAUGUGACACUUUAUUGAGGCUUAAAAAAGCAAUGAGAGACAGCAAAUCAGCUGGCUAUCAAGUUAUUGGUGACAAUGUUGAUCUCCUCAUCAAGGCACGGCACAUGUCCUCAGAAAGACAGAAUAAGGAUAUUCAUUGGUUUUUCAUGUAUGCGGCCAUAGACGAGGUAUCAGGAUCACACUUGGAUAACUUCAGAAUGCCAAAAGUGUCUGAUGUCCCUUUGACCAAAUGCCUCCCAAACUCUUUUGAUGUCAAGAAGUUGAAAUAUCAUUGUAUGGUCUUAUGGUCUCGUGUAGUGGUACACUGGAUACCUGCUCUACAAUGCCUCAGCAAGGCAGUUGUUCGUCACAUACCACACCGCUAUGAAAACACCAUGAAAGCUAAAACAACAACAGUUCCUCUGGGGCUUCUGUGCAAAAAUGAGAACUUGCCUGAAGACAUGCUAUUCAUUCUGAAACAUGUGCAGGACAGAUAUGUCCCCCAGAGAGUUAACAAGGACAAAAAGAAUGAAAUUUUAGAGCAGAUCUUUUUCGGAGGAGACAACCUAACAGUUGAACGAGCAGUCAACGCUCAGAGGGCAUCCUUAGAUGGUGAUUCACCAUGGGAAAGAUUGCAAGGCAUUGUUGCAAAGAAUGAAGAUUGGCAUGCUGACAGAAACAAAUUCCAGGUAGUGUGGUUCUCCAAUGCAACAGUUACAAACAAUGCCAAUGCAAAACUAGAUCCUCUUGAAAACUACACAAAGGUUAAAGAACCAUUCAAUUUGUAUUUGGAUGUGUACAUCGUGGCAGCAACAAUGGCCUAUCUAAGAUUGGAAUCUAUUGAGGAAAAUGUGGAAAUUGUCCCAGACAAAAUAAAAAGUGCAUCUUUGGAUGACCAGAGAGAGUGGCUCCAUGCCCUUAUUCAGCCUAUGAUUGAGCAGUUUGUACUCCCAUCACUGUCAACAGAAUCCCUUCAGACCCUGUCAAGAUCAGCAGAAGAGCCAAAGACAUAUGAAUGCCCUUUAUGCAAGAAAUCUUACAAGUACCAAGGUGCAUUACAAAACCACAUGUCAAAGCAACACCAGGAAACUGCAGAGAGUAAUCCAGCAGAAACAGAAGCCACUGUUGAACAAGAGGACCAUAUCUUUAACUAUGGUUGUGUGUUUAUCACACUUGGCCUCAUGCUGAGGAACUCUGAUGAUGCAGUUAAGGAGGGAGAUGGGGAAAGAAUUAUUUCAAUGUGGAAAUUUUUUCUACCAAUUUGGAAGAAUGAAGGAAGUACAAAAUAUGCCCUUUCAGCUUUGGAACUCUUUCUAACCCUGUAUGGUCGCCUCACAGAACAAGCUGCGCAUAGAUUAAUUUGGAACAGAACAAUCAACAAAAAAGGUGGCAAGGGGAAACGUAUUUCAAGAGACUUUUACAUAGAAAACUUGAAUUUAGUUUUGAAAGAUUCAUUCAAACACUUAGGGGUUAAUAUCAAUGAGAAAACUGCUGUGCUGGAGAGCCAAGCACUGUAUGGUAUAGAUAUCAUCCUCAACAGCCAGAACCAGGACUUGGGUUUAAAGAAGCCAUCUGGCUAUCACAAGAGGGUACGAUCCGAGUUAGACUUCAAAAUUGUAUUAAAUGAGGUGGUAAGAAAAUGUGACAUGUUCAAUGUGGUAGUUGGGAGAGAAUUCCACUCCUUUCCUAGCUUUAACAGGAGUAUUCUUCAUGGCCUUGACCACACAGGCUUCAUCAAGUGGAUGAAAGCCCAUAAAAGAAAAUUAGAAAUUGAAGAUGAAGUUAGGUCAUACGUGUGAGUAAAACUGAAGAUUGUGGCCUGGUUUCACAUUAAAAUAAUGUCAGACGGUUUUGUCCAAUUUUCACAGUUUUUAUAGCUCUGCACCAACAGUAUGUCAAUUUGUUUACUCUGCCAAGUACAUCUCAACUUUUCAUUGUGAGCUUGUAAUACUUCUUGUAUUGGAUGAAGCACUUCAUGU
Messenger RNA from Lingula anatina, 2915 nucleotides. RefSeq lists its product as uncharacterized. NCBI's taxonomy places the organism in Eukaryota, Metazoa, Brachiopoda, Lingulata, Lingulida, Lingulidae. The record is from RefSeq and is a predicted model, not a curated record.